Papaver somniferum (opium poppy) is the source of this 993-nucleotide messenger RNA. Its product is annotated as putative disease resistance RPP13-like protein 1. The record is from RefSeq and is a predicted model, not a curated record. Lineage: Eukaryota; Viridiplantae; Streptophyta; Magnoliopsida; Ranunculales; Papaveraceae. The coding region runs from base 1 to 993 and encodes 330 amino acids. The transcript has 2 exons.
AUGGAAAGAAUGAUCAAGUUGAGAAAUCUUGAUAUUAGAGAAGCUGGUUUGGAAUAUUUACCGGAAGGAGUUAGAAACUGGAAGUCUCUCCAAACCUUAAGCAAUUUUAUUGUCAGUUCUGCAACCGAAGGUUGUAAAAUUGAAGAAUUAAAGCACCAUAAUCUCUUACAAGAUUGUGUAAAAAUAGAAUGGGUAGGGGACCUAAAAUCUGUAGAGCAAGCGGCUGAAGCCAGACUUCAAGCGAAGAGUCAACUCACCGAGCUUGAAUUAGAUUUUUACUUUGGUGAAGAAAUAGUACUGGCUUCCACGCCAGAGGCAUUAGAGGAGAAGAGACUAAUGGAGAGCGUGUUAGGGGUUUUACAACCCCAUUCGAACUUGAAGAAGUUCACCAUAAGCGAGUACUCAGGUUUCAAGUUCCCAAGUUGGAUGGGGGAUACAAUUACAGCAGCUCAAGGUUGGGAAGUUUGGGAAUUCGCUAAUGGAGAGAUACAGGUGGGUGUGAUGAUGCCUCGUGUUACAAGCAUUAACAUCCACAACUGUCCAAAUUUAAUUGCAUUUCCAGCUCUGAAUAAGCUUCCAUCUCUUAAAAAGCUUAAGAUAGAGUAUGCGGAUAAGUUGACUAGUAUCAGUCGUGAAUUCUACUGUAAUGGAUGCAAUACAUUAUUGUUCCCAAAGUUGGUUGAUCUCGACAUCGGUAAUAUGAAAAAUCUGGAGGUACUUGUUUUGGGUGCGAUAACAGAUGGAGAAAAAGUGGAUACCAGCAGUGAUAUUGGCAUAUUGCCAGGUCUCAAAAGCCUAACUAUUCAUGGUUGCCCAGUGUUGAAGUCAUUGAGAUUUCUGACCAAGUCUGUACCGUCCCUUGAAGAAAUUCCUUGGUGGACCUUGAAAGAGUUUAAAUUUAGAGGAGACGAACAAGAAGAAGAAGAAGAAGCGGAUUUAUCUCUUCUACCUCGUCUUCUUAAUUUAGAUUUUCUUGAUUCUGAAGAAGAAUAA